Sphenostylis stenocarpa is the source of this 2205-nucleotide messenger RNA. The record is from the annotation of a GenBank genome assembly. Lineage: Eukaryota; Viridiplantae; Streptophyta; Magnoliopsida; Fabales; Fabaceae.
AUGGGUAGGGAGUGGUAUUUUGCUGGAAGAUCAUCAAAGAGAGGUGUAGUAGUGGGAGGAGGAGGAGGAGGAGGUGAAGCUGAAGCACAAGAACCUUCUGGGUGCAUGUGUGCUGUUUUUCAGUUAUUUGAUUUUCAUCCCUUUCAUUUUCCCAACAUAAACCAACAACAAACCUCUUUCAAACCACCUUCAUGCUCUUUAGAAGACCAUACCAGAGUCUCCAAAGGUGCUGAAGCACCUAGGAACAGCUUGGAAUCAGAGGAUGGUGAUGGUCAUGUUUCAUCUCUCUCAUCAAAAGAAGAAGAUUUUAAAAUUCCUAAGAAUAUUGUACAAAUUAAGACAAGUGGAGGCACAACAACAGGUGGUGGAAAUUUGAAUGACUUGCCUGCAGAAAUCACCAGCUCACCAGGGACAAAGACACCAACUUUGGUGGCCCGGUUGAUGGGUUUGGAUCUUCUUCCAGGGACACACUCACCCUCUUUUUCUUCUUCUUCUUCUUCAUGCCUUUCCACUCCAAACCCACUGGGCAAUGUGCCACAUCUGCACCGCCACUUGAGGCACAAACAACAUAUCCAAACCAAGCAUAGAAACAGUAUAGACAGCAGUGACAUUGCAGCCACGAGAUCUUUGCCCGAGACACCAAGAAUCUCCUCAUCAAGAAGAUCAGAUGUUGAUUACCACCACAGAUUCUCGCUUCAAAUCAACAAGGAAAACAUGAACCUUGGUGAGGAUUUGGAGCUCCCUAGGCUCUCAUUUUCCAAAAGAAAAUGUGAUGAGAACAAUGGCAGGAGUCCAAGCCACUAUGCCAGGCAAAUAGUCAAACAGGUAAAGGAAAGUGUGGGAAGAAAAGUUGGCCAAGACAUCACCAACAGUCUCAAAACAAGAGAGGAAAUUGUAGGCCAACUCAAGAGCAAAAAAUCUCCCAAAACAUCAUCACUGAAAGCCAUUGAUGAAUCUGAAACUAGCCCACUAAAAGCACAGCCAAACACAUCUUCCUAUUCCCCAAGGCUUAGAUUCAUUGACAAGCACAAACCAAGCGCCACAACCACACCAUCACCACUCACCCCAGAUGACCAAAACAUGCUGAAACUGCCACCACCUCCUCCUCCAGUUAACACUCAGCUUCCAAGAGUUUUAACAAAACCAAAGCCUCAAGUAUUAUUGUUACCGCAGCAGCAAGAUUUUCACCAGAACAACCCAAAAUGCAAAAAGUCUACCAAUGAAAAGUUCAACUCAAGGCUCAAAAGACCUCCACAGACAUCAGACAUAAUCAGAAACAAACAAGAAGAAUCAUUCAUCAUUCGUCCCACAUCGCCAACUAGAGCCAGUGACACCAAAAGCUCCAAAAGCAAGAAAACUCAUCCAUUGUCAAGUAAUCUCCUCAACAACAUCAACAGUGUACCAAAUCUUCUUCCUGUCAAGAUAGACCAUUCUCCUCCAGCUACCAAAAUUCUUUCAAAACAGUCACAGGUGUGUGAUAGUCAAGAGUCCAAAAGCAGCUCACAGUUAUCUAGUUGUUCGCGCCAGAAGUACAAACAAGAAGGAACAACCGCACUCGCCACCCGAGAAACAUCACAGAACAAACCUAACGGUGCCUCCGCCACCACCGGAGGAGCACCCCAAUCUCACACCCCACAAGAGCUUCACUACAUCACAGCAAUCCUAGCCCGUACAACUGCCCUAAACGUAGAGGGCACCCCCACAAACCCAACAUUGCUGUCCCUCCACCGCCACUGGUUCUCCCCAACCCACCCACUUAACCCAUCAAUCUUCCUCCAUCUCGAAGACCCCGCCGCCGACAAAGAUCUCAGCUUUGCCCCGAAAGACCAACUGGGUCACCGUUGGAACCGGAAGUUACUAUUCGAUCUGGUGGACGAGAUUCUGAAGGAGAUUCUGCAAGAGAGAGAGAAGAGGCUUUGGUUUUCGAAGGAUGUUGCUGGUUGUAGGCACAGUGGGAGCGUUGUGGAGAGGGUGUGGAAGAGGGUGGGGGAGUUCCCACGUGCCAAGUGUGAGGUGUUGGAGGACAUCGAUGGGUUGAUUGAAGGAGAGGACAUGGAGAGAGAGAAGGAUGGUGAAGGGUUGGAGGAAGAAGGAGAAGGGUUGGUGGCAGAGAUUGAAGGGAACAUAUGGGGCACGUUAGUGCAUGAAACGGUUAUGCUUAUGGAUUUGCUUGGGAAAUGUGAGAAUAGAGAAAUUAUUAGAUGA